AUGCGGGCGGCCGUUCCGUGGUAUGAGACGGACUGUUGGGCCCCUGGUGUUCUGGCUAUAGGAGCCGCUGUGAGGCAGAAAUCAGUGGAAGAUGGAUCGGUAACCAGGGAGUCGUUGCCUAUGAACUCAUUGCCAGUGAGCUCGUUGUUGAGUCGGAAGCUCGUCGAGGACGGAAAGAGAGGUUCUGAAAUGACAAUAUACAGGAAUAACGUUUGCAGCUUCUUCACAUCAAUAGCAGUCGUCGCGGAGACAUUCCCCAAUCUGCGGGAUGCUCGUGCGAGAAUCAGGCAGUUGUUGUCCGGAUACGAGUGGGGUAGAUUGAGGUGUAUUACAGAGAAAGAUUUGUCGGAGUGUCAGCUCAUUUACGUGGAGCUGGGCACAAUCAUUUCGUUGUUUGUCACCUCUCCCUUUGGGGAUGUCUCGGAAAAGGCACAGGAGACGGUCUCAAGGUUGCUGCAAGGAGUGGGAGGACGAAGACUGCGAAACCAUUGGAUCGCAGGCUGCCUACUACAACGUGCCGGGGUCUCCACAAAAAAGCUAAUUGAUUUUAUCGUUGAUACUUUAGGAUACAUACCGGCAGCGCGUACGACGGCAUUUGAAUUUCUUACCAAGGAUAGCGUACCAUACUCCAAGUACGUUCAAAGGGCAGCUACAACAAAUAGGAAGGAGCUGCUGCUCGGUCGAGAAAAGAUAUUGCCCACGAACAGGAUCACCGCGAGCGACUUUGCAACGAAGAUUUUCGCAAAGACGUAUAUAUCCGGCCACGAACUUCGAGACAUAGUUUCCAGGACGCGUAACACUCGUCCAAAACCCGCGGUGGCUCCUAUUUACCGUCCUGGGACCAGACCGAGGAACGACGAGCCCUGCCAGGUCGCGAACUUGUCUCCAGAAGCAAUAGGCAAAAAACUGGACCAAUUGAUGCGCGGCCGACAGGGGAAGUUGGCCGGAAUUGAGGAAAAGGAUUUCGACAGGUGCAGCUUAGACUAUGUGGAGCUUGGUGGUAUUGUUCACCAAUAUUUGAGAGACGCUUUUGGUAGCGUUUGUUCGCGGGUUAAUAUCAGGAUAGCUACCGCCAUGGAGGAAGCCCAAAAGUCUAGGCGAGUCAAGGGAUGGAUAUCGGGGUGCUUGCUACAGCAUGCAGAGGUACCGAUUCCAGAUCUAUUUGACUUAUGUAUCCAGGAGCUGAAGUAUACGCCGUCGACCACUUGGAGGUUGGAAUGUCUAAAACCACGUAACGAGCGGUACAGAACGGACGCGAGGCAAAAGCCAGUUGAUCCGAAGAUGCGUUUCUACGAACUUUUAGGCGGCCUAAACGAGAAGGUCUCCCUCCCUGAGUUUUUAAAGUUGGCGGCGAUGAACGGCAAACAACAAAAAGAGUUUCUGCGCGGAAGGUAUUACUCAUGUAUAGCCUCCUUGAAGCGCACAGAGACUCUCGGCUGCACAGUUGCAAGAAAGUCGUCCCCGAAACCACCAGCUCAAGUUCCAUCAGCUCCGACUUCGAAACAGGAAAAGCCAGCGGGAAAGUUACCUCCGCAGACUGUGGAGCCGGGCGGGCUAACAACCGUGCUUGACCCUUCCAUGAUGUACUGCCACCCGGACGACCUCAUUGAAUUUCUCAGCUGGGUGGAAUCAAGCCGUCAUUAA
Molecule: messenger RNA, 1644 nt
Organism: Gregarina niphandrodes
Lineage: Eukaryota; Apicomplexa; Conoidasida; Eugregarinorida; Gregarinidae
Exons: 1
Coding region: 1-1644 (547 amino acids)
Source: RefSeq, a predicted model, not a curated record